Messenger RNA from Salvelinus namaycush (lake trout), 2435 nucleotides. Its product is annotated as translation initiation factor IF-2-like. Lineage: Eukaryota; Metazoa; Chordata; Actinopteri; Salmoniformes; Salmonidae. The coding region runs from base 1 to 855 and encodes 284 amino acids. The transcript has 4 exons. The record is from RefSeq and is a predicted model, not a curated record.
AUGCAGUAUGGGAAGCUGGAGGAGUUUGUGACUCUGGUGACAGAUGGUUCCGGAGCUGCUGACCUUCAGGCAGAGGGUCCAACUCAUCCUGGGACUGAGAGCGAGGGGGGUCCCUGGUUCAGGCCCUGGUUGGAGCGAGGAGAGGUCCCUGGUUCAGGCCCUGGUUGGAGCGAGGAGAGGUCCCUGGUUCAGGCCCUGGUUGGAGCGAGGAGAGGUCCCUGGUUCAGGCCCUGGUUGGAGCAAGGAGAGGUCCCUGGUUCAGGCCCUGGUUGGAGCAAGGAGAGGUCCCUGGUUCAGGCCCUGGUUGGAGCAAGGAGAGGUCCCUGGUUCAGGCCCUGGUGGGGGUGUGGACAGGGCCCUGGUGGGGGCGAGGAGAAGUCCCUGGUUGGGGUGAGGAGAGGGCCCUGGUUGGUGCGAGGACAGGGCCCUGGUGCGGCCUUGGUUGGAGCGAGGACAGGGCCGUGGUUGGGGCGAGGGGAGGGCCCUGGUGCGGGCCCUGGAUGGGGCGAGAGGAGGGCCCUGGUUGGGGCGAGAGGAGGGCCCUGGUGCGGGCCCUGGUUGGGGCGCGGAGAGAGAUGGAAGCUGUUCUACUUAUUAUUCUCAACCUCUCAGACAGCAUCUAUUCUCAACCUGACCCUUACUGACCUGGAGGAGUGUGAGCAGUCUGUCUCUGUCUCUGACCCUGAGCAUCUGAAGACACUGCUGCAGCAUCAUAGACAUCCUGGGCACCUUAAAGAAGAUGUUCUCUUCUACGACUCUGAUACCAUCCUGUCCACAUUGUUCCUCCUCGUUCCCUCACUGGAGUCUAAACCGACCCAGAGAGGUGGAGGAAAAGGCAGGGUGAAGACGGAGUGAUGUGACGACAGAAGGAAGGAAAGACAGAAAGAAUUGGAGCAUGGCGAGGAGGGACAGCAAGAAGUCAGCGGGGAAGAUGAAGACACCAAUGAGGAAAGUGAUGAGGACACUAAAAGACUGGAAGAGGCUGGGAACUCUGGGCAGCAGAAACGGCCAUCAGGGGCCGUCAAUGGACAAGCUAAAGCCGAGCCCCCACAGUCCCAGGGCUUCUGCUCACAGUGUCAAUUCUCUGACAGGCGAUAGACCACCCUCCAAGAGCAUGUCAUGAAGAACCAUCCGAAUGAGGACAGCAGGAUCCUGGGCUCUGGAGAAGCUGGAGCUGAGAACAACUCCCUGCCUGUCAGUGAGACAGAGAACUCCUAAGUCAAGAAGACCAGGGAGAACAGGUACAUUUGUUCCCAGUGUGGGAAGGGUCACAAAAACUAAUCUGACCUGAGACGACAUGAAACAGUUCACUCUGAGGCAAAGCCGUUCCAUUGUGACCAGUGUGAGAAGAAAUUUCAUUCAAAUGUGGCUCUGAAAUAGCACCGUCGAGUUCACACUGGAGAAAGGCCAUACGUUUGCUCACAUUGUGGCAGGGGCUUUAGGAACACGGAAGUCUUGAAAUCACAUGUACGCACUCACACUGGGGAGCGACCUUUUGUCUGUUCCAUCUGUGGGAAGGGAUGAAACCAACAGCGAAUACUAGUAGGUCACCUCAGGUGGCAUAGAGGGGAGAAACCGUUCUCGUGUACCGUUUUUGGAAAUAUUGUUUCGUACCUUAGGUGCCUUGUUGGUGCACUGACUAACACACACGGAUGAACGCCCCAAAAUCUGUGAGCAUUGUGGGAAGAGGUUUUAGAAGAGCUUGCGAUCUCACAGUACAUCGGCAGAUCCACACAGGCGAGCGGCCGUUCUCCUGCACAGAGUGUGACAAAUGCUUCACCUCCCACAGCGACCUUAGCAGACACAAGCGAAUUCAAACAGGAGAGAAACCUUACAAGUGUAGAAUGUGCAGUAAGAGGUUCACUGAAAGUGGCAACCUGAAAGUAUACCAGCGGAUUCAUCGGGAAAAGGCCACAUUUACAGGUUUCAGUGAGUAAUAUCAGUACAGUCCACCACCAGUCACCAAGUGUGGCAAGAAAGACAAACAAACACACAUUAUAUUGGGGAUUUUUUUUUCUUCCUGUUUAUAACAUAAUUGUUAUUUCAUAAUAACAAAUGAUUGACUUGCAUCGUAAUAUGAUCUUUCUCGUAAUAAUAAGGUAAUUGGUUAUUUUGUUUCUCCAAGUGGCAGCUUUUCGACACCGUAUAUUAGGUAAUCACACAAAUAUUAAUUGAAUCCUGCCCACUAACAGUCACCGACAUGAAAGCUAGUCAGUCAGGGAGUGUCGAACAUUUGAAAACAGAUUGCUACAGGAGUACAGGGCAUUGUGCUCUAUAGGACUCUACAGAACUCUACGGUGGUGAAGAUAAAGGGAUGCUCGCUAGAAUUAUAGUUUGACCACGGAACGUGACUUGACAUAACCACCUUAUCAUAUACAGUUGAAGUCGGAAGUUUACAUACACUUAGGUUGGAGUCAUUAAAACUUGUUUUUCAA